AUGCUUGAAGAUCGCGUCCUGAUACCACGCGCUCUUCGACGUACCCUACUAGAAGAGUUACACAUCGGACACCAAGGCGUCAGCGCAAUGAGAGAAAAUGCAAAAAGACGAUUCUUCUGGCCACAAAUGAGCUCACACAUACAAAAUCACAGGAAUCAAUGCACCCGAUGCAACCAAAUCGCUCCCUCAAAUCGCAAAGAUACACCGGAAGUCCCCGAUCCGCCGAUUUAUCCAUUCCAACAGACAGCUGCCGAUGUAUUUCACAUGGCAGGGCGUCUGUAUAUAGUCUACGCAGAUCGCUUCUCCGGUUGGCCAGAGGUAGCCUCAACCAAACCUGAUGCUACAGCUACCACGAUUGUAAACAUUCUUCGAAGAUAUUUCACAAAUUUUGGCGUCCCCGAAGAACUGUCAUCAGACGGGGGUCCGCCAUUUACAUUUCACGAGUUCGAAAACUUUCUACGAUCUUGGAACGUUUCACAUCGAGUAUCAUCUGUCGGCUACCCCCAAAGCAACGGACGAGCAGAAGCCGCAGUUAAGACUGUCAAACGAGUAUUAACGACCAAUAUUAGUCAAUCUGGGUCACUGGACACCGAUAAUGUCGCCAAAGCCCUUCUCCUGUACCGAAACACUCCAUCACCAGACAUGGGAGUCUCACCUUCUGAGCUCCUAUUUGGACGCAACAUCAGAGACCAUCUUCCAGCACCAAGACGUUUCCGGAAAGAAUGGAUUGACUUAGCCGAUAUUCGCGAGAACGCUUUUACGAGAAGACACCAACAAGCUUGCACGACAUCACAACGACAACUCCCUGUUUUGAAAGUUGGAGACACUGUUUCCAUUCAGAACCAAACUGGUAACGCCCCGCUUCGAUGGGAAAAGACCGGGGUAAUCAGCGAAAGUUUACCCCAUCGACAAUACCGUGUUGUAGUCGAUGGCAGCCGUCGUACGACAUUACGUAAUAGACAGUUUUUACGCCCAAUACCAAACGAAACACGCAACGAUAUCAUCGAUUUAGACAUUCUCCGACAAACAAAAGAAGAACAUCUUCCCAGUACUAACGGGACAGAUCUACCAGCAAUCAAUCAACCAGAAACAAUUCCAACUGAACAAGAGACAACUCAGGCAGACACUCCACCAUCAAUCGUCUGCCCUCCGACACCCGUCAUCCAAACGAGACGAUCAACACGCACUAGAAGACCACCAGAAAAAUUUAAAGACUAUGUUAUGAAAUAG
Messenger RNA from Hydractinia symbiolongicarpus, 1230 nucleotides. RefSeq lists its product as uncharacterized. Gene Ontology annotation, molecular function: nucleic acid binding. Gene Ontology annotation, biological process: DNA integration. Lineage: Eukaryota; Metazoa; Cnidaria; Hydrozoa; Anthoathecata; Hydractiniidae. Bases 1 to 1230 code for a protein of 409 amino acids. The record is from RefSeq and is a predicted model, not a curated record. The transcript has a single exon.